Messenger RNA from Caenorhabditis sp. 36 PRJEB53466, 750 nucleotides. The record is from the annotation of a GenBank genome assembly. Lineage: Eukaryota; Metazoa; Nematoda; Chromadorea; Rhabditida; Rhabditidae.
AUGGGGCUACUCGAUGCAGAGCUGACUGUCGUUCCUUCAGAGCCUCCAGAAACAGUUGAUCCGGCCGUGGAUGUGAUUGAGGGGGAGGUGGACGGCAUGGGGCUACUCGAUGCAGAGCUGACUGUUGUUCCUUCAGAGCCUCCAGAAACAGUUGAUCCGGCCGUGGAUGUGAUUGAGGGGGAGGUGGACGGCAUGGGGCUACUCGAUGCAGAGCUGACUGUCGUUCCUUCAGAGCCUCCAGAAACAGUUGAUCCGGCCGUGGAUGUGAUUGAGGGGGAGGUGGACGGCAUGGGGCUACUCGAUGCAGAGCUGAUUGUCGUUCCUUCAGAGCCUCCAGAAACAGUUGAUCCGGCCGUGGAUGUGAUUGAAGGGGAGGUGGACGGCAAGGGGCUACUCGAUGCAGAGCUGACUGUUGUUCCUUCAGAGCCUCCAGAAACAGUUGAUCCGGCCGUGGAAGUGAUUGAAGGGGAGGUGGACGGCAAGGGGCUACUCGAUGCAGAGCUGACUGUUGUUCCUUCAGAGCCUCCAGAAACAGUUGAUCCGGCCGUGGAAGUGAAUGAGGGGGAGGUGGACGGCAUGGGGCUACUCGAUGCAGAGCUGACUGUUGUUCCUUCAGAGCCUCCAGAAACAGUUGAUCCGGCCGUGGAUGUGAUUGAGGGGGAGGUGGACGGCAUGGGGCUACUCGAUGCAGAGCUGACUGUCGUUCCUUCCGUUCCAGGAUUCGUGGAAGUACCAAUAGUUGUUGCUUGA